Molecule: messenger RNA, 372 nt
Organism: Prorocentrum cordatum
Lineage: Eukaryota; Dinophyceae; Prorocentrales; Prorocentraceae
Source: the annotation of a GenBank genome assembly
AUGAAGCGCCGAAGCAUCUCUGCGGUGGCUGCAAGGGAAGCAAAAGUCGCUGGACUCCUGGCUGAGGCCCAUGCUGGCCGCGCAGUCUCGGACGCCUCGCAGACCGAGCCUGUGGCGGAGCCCCCGCGGCCUGAGCUCUCAGCGGCCAGCGGGCCUCAGAAGAAGGAGCCCGCGCAGACGGCCCAGGAGCGCAAGGCCGCGUGGAAGAGGAAGCACCCGGCGAAGGAGAAGAAAAGAGCGAUGACCGCGAAGGAGCGCAAGGAGGCGUGGAAGUCGAGGCAGCCACCGAAGCAGAAGAAAGAAGCGAUGACCGCCAGCCAGCGCCAGUCCGCGUGGCAGGCGAGGCAGGACGCUCAGAAGAAGGAGUCUUGA